UCUUCAGCACCACGCAGCUGAACAGCGACACUCAGCCAUGCAGCCUUCAUCCGAGGAGGAUGCCGAGCGGCAUACGCUGCCCUACACGGCUACUGUCACACUGUUUAUUUGACAUUUUUUUCUGCCUUAUUGCCCUUAUAUCAUUAGUCUAUAACAGAUGUUGACAGUCGCUUUAUUUGCAGCUCAUUUUCUACCUCCUCUUCAUCAGAAACGACCCGCUUGUGUCGUCUAACCCUGCAGGGGGAAGCCGUUUUUCCCGUCAGAGAUGCACCCGUGUUUGGUUGGUUUCUCCGGGUUUCCAUCACGUCGAGUCGGUAGGGAUGACGGACUGUAACGUCGCCCGUCAAGUUACUAGCAGCAGCAUCGUCUCAUGUACGACAGUACCGCAUCGACGAGUCUCAACGCCCGACCACAGGUCCCCUGCCGGCGCCCCGGUGUCCGCCGGUCCCCCGACGCCUCUUAUGACAUGACAGCUCGGGGUAGGAAGAAGAGGAUCAAAGGUUACGGGCUUGGGUCCGAGCAGGAGCGAAGACGGGUCGGAUCCUUGAGGAAGGGGCACAAGGAAACCCUGCACUGUUUGAGGAUCACACCUGCAUCAAAGAUUCAUGUGAUACUUUUUUAAUCCAUGCAGGUUGUUUUCUCUUGGGAGAUGAGAGUGCGGGGUUAGUCCCAGACCAGCGCCCGUGGAGCUGGUGUAUGUUGUCCAGGGGGGACACAGGGGGAUUGCAUCUGGAUUAUAUCAUUGGAUCCACCUGUCCCCCGCCCUGAAGCCUCUGACUUGGGCCUACAGAGUGGUAGCAACCACCUUUGCCUUACAGUUUACUCUGAUGCACGGCCUCAUAGUUCUGGUUCUGGUCCAGUCCCGGUCAGCAGCGCUGCUUCACAGGCCCGUAAGGCUUACUUGGCUGCUCCUGACCAUCACCUUCACCUGCACCGCCAUGGGCUGCAUCCAGAGCAUAGCCUGUAACAAGUCCCGGAUCAAAAGAGAGAACAUCGUGGUGUAUGACCUGUCAGCCACCAUAGACCAUUGCUCUACUGUCAUCGAGGAGAACUCGCCGAUAGUGUUGCGAUACAAGACGCCCUAUUUUAAAGCCUCCGCGCGGAUUGUGAUGCCCCCUAUCCCGCGCAAUGAGACCUGGGUGGUUGGCUGGAUCCAGGCGUGUACACAGAUGGAAUUUUACAACACCUACGGAGACGUCGGCAUGUCGAGCUGGGAGCUUCCUCAGCUCCGAGAAGGCCUGGUGAGGGCCAUCAGUGACUCCGACGGUGUGAGCUACCCCUGGUACGGAAACACAACAGAGACCGUCACCAUAGUGGGCCCCACCUCCAAGCCAUCCCGCUUCAUCGUCAGCAUGAAUGACAAUUUUUACCCCAGCGUCACCUGGGCGGUGCCGGUCAGUGAAUCCAACACACCCUUGUUGACGAACAUUAAAAGAGACCAGAGCUUCACCACCUGGCUGGUGGCUUUAAACACCACGUCCAGGGAAAAGAUCCUGCUUCACACCAUCAAGUGGAGGAUGAGGGUCGAUAUCUCUGUGGAUCCGUCCCUGCCUCUGGGCUCCAGGGCCAGGCUGGUGGGGCGGGUGCACCAGGACCAGCCGAGGGUGCUGACCCGCAUGGAGCCCAUCCCUCCUAAUGCAAUGGGGAGGCCCAACGCCAAUGACGCCCAGGUUCUGAUGUGGAGGCCAAGGAGAGGGCCUCCACUUGUUGUCAUACCACCCAAGUAGAGCAAUGAGAGAAUCUGUUUGGUGGUUUACUAUUUCUGCAGUGCAAACAAAAUAAUCAGAAGAAAAAAAAUGAAGGCUGAGACUUAAACUGUCACUGGCAUAAAUCUUAGUUGCAGUCUUUGGUGUUGAAAAUCUUGAGGUGACAAUUGCCUUAAUUCCAAAACGCUGCCUUUGACGAUCUUGAAAGUUUGUUUGUCGCCACUUCUGGUGCUGAUGAGCUGUUUGGCCUUCAACUCAACCCAGCACAUCUGAGCAAAACUUUGAAAAUCUGCCAUUAGUGCUGGGAUUUAACACAAACUUGUACUGUAGCUACUCAGGCCCAGAAAAAACAGACCCUGUUUAAGAAGGUUCUUCAGCCUUAAUGAUGACAUAAUGCUAGCCUGCUCUGUACUGUACAGUAGAGUGAUGUGUAAGAGGCUAACAAAGGAGAGGUAGUAGUAUUUAUGUGUUAAACAGGACAACACUGCUGCACAGUUUAUUUGUAAGGGACAAAGAUAAGUUUCAUAUUAGUGGACAUGUUCAAAAAUGAUAUGAGUGUGAGUUUACAAGCAUGUGUGCACCUGCUUGUGUGUUUUCUACAAUUGAGCCUAAGGGUUGGGUCCUGGCUUGCUGCUUUGUCACACCAGACUGCCUCACAUAAACACACAUAUACAUGUGGCAUUAUGCUACAAGGAAGGUAAGUUUUAGGAUAACCUAAACACUGAAAGAUUGUCAACAUACAUGCAUCCUCAGAGCUACUUUACGUUUUACAUAUCCCAGAAAAUGUAGACACAUGGAUUUGGUGACAUGCACACAGUUUAUGCAUUUAGAAGAAUCUUAAAAGAAGCCCUGCACUGGGAUUUUUCUUUUAGAAUCACAAAUGUCCAGUUCAUCAAAGCUGCAGAGCUUCUCCAUCCCUGCCUUUUGAAAGCCAUGAUGCCUGUGUUGAUGACAGCCUUUAAAACAAUUUUGUCUAUACCAUGUCCAAUGUAACCAGAUCUAUUGGGUAAAGAAACAAGAAUGGUACUGUACAGAUCAUGAAAUUAGUCUGCUUUCAUUUGCAAGCAGAGCUUGCAGAUUGUAGUAAAAGGGAAUUGUAUUAAUGUGACAAGACUUAAAGAAUCAGGUUGUGUGAAGUACAAAAACUUACCUCUUGCAGCAUGUAGCCAUGCAGAUUUUUGGGACUUUAUUUGUUGAAGAUUUGAGUUGUGUGUCAGUGAAAUUUCUGUCUCCCAAACAAUACAGUUGAGAUGAAUUAACUUUUAACACUAGUUACUCUUUUCACUCUAAAACUGCAUUUUAACAACACAUC
This is a messenger RNA of Labrus bergylta (ballan wrasse), 3018 nucleotides long. RefSeq names its product family with sequence similarity 78 member Bb (gene fam78bb). Lineage: Eukaryota; Metazoa; Chordata; Actinopteri; Labriformes; Labridae. The record is from RefSeq and is a predicted model, not a curated record.